Messenger RNA from Notechis scutatus (mainland tiger snake), 1838 nucleotides. Lineage: Eukaryota; Metazoa; Chordata; Lepidosauria; Squamata; Elapidae. The record is from RefSeq and is a predicted model, not a curated record.
AUGUCAACUUUGAUGGUGUUCAGCCACUGUGUUCUUUGGGCCCAGGAUUUGAAUGUGAUUGAAGAAGUCAUUCGAAUGAUGUUAGAAAUAAUCAACUCCUGCUUAACAAAUUCCCUCCAUCAUAACCCCAAUUUAGUGUAUGCCCUGCUAUACAAGCGGGAUCUCUUUGAGCAAUUUCGAAGUCACCCCUCUUUCCAGGAUAUAAUGCAGAACAUAGAUCUGGUGAUCAGCUUCUUUAGCUCACGGAUCGACCAUCCUGGAGCUGCGCUGUCAGUGGAACGGGUACUCGAAAUUAUCAAGCAGGGAGCUGUCGCCCUACCCAAAGCCAGGCUCCGGAAAUUCCCAGAGCUGAAGUUCAAGUACGUGGAGGAGGAACAGCCCGAAGAGUUCUUCAUCCCGUAUGUUUGGUCUCUUGUCUACAACUCGGCCGUGGCUCUUUACUGGAACCCGCAAGAUAUCCAGCUUUUCACGAGGGAUUCGGACUGAAACCCCAAAAAGGAAAUGCAAACCUACCUUACCAGCCCCUGCGCUAAAAACGAGUCCUUCCCAGCUGAGAUUUCCUUAGAAGGAUACUUGUAACUAUUGUACAGCCCCACUUAUUAUUUUCCUGGGAGCAUGUUAGAAGCCAGAGAACAUCACAUGGACUCCAUUAAUAUUGUAUGCUAAUUUUUAAUCUAUCUGUUUGUAAAGCCAAGAGAUGGGAUUGUUGUUGUUUUUUUCCUAUCAACACGGGCAGAUGGGUUGGAAGAACUCGACAUGAGGUGAGAUAUUAACAGCAAUCAGCUUUUGGGGGAAAAACACAAAAUAAUGUAAACGAAAUAUAUUUUGGAUUUUUUGGGGAAGUCAGCCUUUGCUAGUUGAUUUUCUUCCUGUCUUCUCUAAGCAUAUCUGCAAAAGCCUUUGAGGUUUUGCUGUGGGCUUCCAACACAAUCUUUGCAGCCUUGGUACCUUUUCACACUGGGUGUAACUGAAAUGUCUAAAUUAAUAUUGUGGCAUUGAUUUUUUUUUUAAAAAUGCUUCAUUUUGGAAGGCACUAAAACGACCACUUCUCACUCUGCAAAUCUAAAAAGAUGAAGAGCAGUUCACAAUUCAUGAUUUCAAAAGUGCUAUUACACGAGUGUAGUUUUCUCCGAAAUUUCACUGUUCUUCUCAACCUCCCCCAAAAGCACACACAGAAACACACACUUCUUAAGACUUCUUUUCAGAUAAAUUGUUUUUGACAGAAAUUUGCAGGCAUGCACAUUUCAAAAUUAAUGGUCCAUGUUAUGUACCUUAAAGAGAAUUGACAACGUGCUACAGGAAAGAAAAAGGGGAAAGCACUUAGUAUAGCAUUAAUACACAAUAUGAGCUUGUGGGUUGUUAUUUUCAAAACAAAAACCAAAAACUACAGUCCUAUGCCAGGCUGCCAAGUUUAAGGAACAAAAAAGAUCAAAAGAACAAAAAGAACAAAAAAAAAUAUGACAUACAGAAUAAAGAUGAUAUGGGAGAUUGGCAAUGAGUGGGAAAGAGGAGCCUCCUUUAAAUAUCUUUUCACAAAUUAUUUUGCUUGGUUUUUAACCUCCUGACCAAUGUUAGAACAGCACUGUUCCUCCCACCUGUGAAAUAAAUGCCGCUUAAAAUUCAAUCAUAUUUACUUCCUUCUGCAGCUGUAAAAAAAAAACUGCUUAGCGAUUGAGUUUAUUCAGUUUGGCACACAGAGAUAGAUUUGGGGUGACGGGGAAUAGGAGCACUGCUUUAUAAAAAUUGGAAGGAUAAUAGGAGAAAUAUUUGACCCAGUGUUUGAAAGGAGCCGAAUGUCCUGCAAUCCUUUCCUUCAAAUAAAUGACUCUUGAGACUGC